Molecule: messenger RNA, 6507 nt
Organism: Cuculus canorus (common cuckoo)
Lineage: Eukaryota; Metazoa; Chordata; Aves; Cuculiformes; Cuculidae
Gene: KCNAB1
Product: potassium voltage-gated channel subfamily A regulatory beta subunit 1
Exons: 14
Coding region: 1074-2279 (401 amino acids)
Biological process (GO): negative regulation of delayed rectifier potassium channel activity; transmembrane transport; potassium ion transport
Cellular component (GO): cytoplasm; voltage-gated potassium channel complex; extrinsic component of cytoplasmic side of plasma membrane
Molecular function (GO): transmembrane transporter binding; potassium channel regulator activity; voltage-gated potassium channel activity
Source: RefSeq, a predicted model, not a curated record
UUGGGGAGCUGCUGGCUCGGAGCUGGGCUCCCCGCUUUGACUGCAGCCCUGACUGCAGCAAGGGACGGGGAUGGUUUGCUUCAAAGACUUUGCGCUGCAGCUUGUUCAGCUGGUGAUGCUGGGGAGAAGGGAUUAACCCUGACACUGCUGCGAGCGUGUGGCUGCAGACGGCGGCUUCGGGUGCCAGAAACACAGAAUUAACGUGUUAACUCGCUGGUACGCUCUAGCAGAGCAAAUUUUCUCCCUCUCCCCUUCUUUCCCCCCUCCCAUAAUUAGCCCAUUUUAACAUGGAUUUUUUCCCCUCUAUAAGGGAUCGCUUAUUUGCUUAGCGAUGCUGGCAGCUAUUUUUACGGGCAGCAUCUGCCUGAAGCGCCUGCCUCCCCUCUGAGCACAAAGGAGGCCCGCAGGCUCCUGACAGGGGGAUCCCAGGAGCUGCUGCAGAGCUGGGACUGCGCCGCCCCCCAAACCCGCCGCCAGCCCCAGCGCUCGGCACACUGCGAUGGGUGGGAUGUAGGAAACCGCUGCACCUGGGCAAAGGAGAACUGAUGGAUAUUGCUGGUCCUUAGAGACUCGCUGGCGAGUCCAUGGUUCUUCAGCCGGCACGGUUGCCUGUUCAGCAGUUCGUGGUCCAGCGGGUGUCGGAGCCAGCGCUUGCAGCAUGCCUGCGUUGAUUUAAAACCGGCAACCAGAAGCAAGCUCGCAUCAAGGCGGAGCGGCGGCUGCUGCUGACGGUUCAUCAUGAAGGAACAGCUUUAUGUUUCUGAAAGCACCUGACUGGAUGGAUGCUUUUGUCUAAGCAGCAGCAAAUAUUGCAAGGGGAGAUCCGAGAGUGAGCUGAAAUCUGCUCUUGCGAUUGCGUUGGCAACUUCGGGGCUUCUUUCCUCCUGGCAUCACAGGGACACAGUCCAGCUCUCCCGGAGACCUCCGCUGCCUCGGCUCCUUCUGUGAGUUCAGGGCUGGCAGGUUUCCUGGGCAGCGUUAGGGACCGAGCCCUGUGCUGCUGGGCAGCCUGCAGCCCUCGUCAGGGCUCUGGCUGCGACCUGGACGGUGACUAAAGGCGUAUUGAGGGCACGAUGCAAGUGUCCAUCGCCUGCACAGAGCACAACUUGAAGAGUCGAAAUGGUGAAGACAGACUCAUCAGCAAGCAGAACACCACUACCCCGAACGUAGUGAAUGCAGCCCGGGCAAAAUUCCGGACAGUGGCUAUUAUUGCUCGCAGUUUGGGGACAUUUACCCCGCAGCACCACAUUUCAUUAAAAGAAUCCACCGCAAAGCAAACGGGCAUGAAAUAUAGAAACCUUGGAAAAUCUGGACUGAGAGUCUCGUGCCUCGGACUGGGGACAUGGGUCACUUUUGGAGGUCAAAUCUCAGACGAGGUGGCAGAGCAGCUGAUGACCAUCGCCUACGAGAGUGGAGUCAACCUGUUCGACACGGCCGAGGUGUAUGCAGCCGGCAAGGCUGAGGUCAUCCUGGGGAACAUACUGAAGAAGAAAGGCUGGAGGAGGUCCAGUCUGGUCAUAACAACAAAACUGUACUGGGGUGGAAAAGCUGAGACGGAAAGAGGGCUUUCAAGGAAACACAUCAUUGAAGGGCUGAAGGCUUCUCUGCAGAGGCUGCAGCUGGAGUACGUGGAUGUUGUCUUCGCCAAUCGGCCAGACAAUAAUACCCCCAUGGAAGAAAUUGUCCGAGCGAUGACACAUGUAAUAAAUCAAGGCAUGGCGAUGUACUGGGGAACGUCUCGCUGGAGUGCUAUGGAGAUCAUGGAAGCCUACUCUGUAGCCAGGCAGUUCAACAUGAUACCACCCGUGUGUGAACAAGCUGAAUACCACCUUUUCCAAAGAGAGAAAGUUGAAGUUCAGCUGCCGGAAUUAUAUCAUAAAAUAGGGGUUGGAGCCAUGACGUGGUCUCCCCUAGCCUGUGGGAUCAUCUCAGGGAAAUACGGCAACGGGGUCCCUGAAAGCUCAAGGGCUGCUCUAAAGUGCUACCAGUGGCUGAAAGAGAAAAUCAUCAGUGAGGAAGGCAGAAAGCAGCAAGGGAAGCUGAAAGACCUGUCGCCCAUUGCUGAACGCCUCGGGUGCACACUGCCUCAGCUGGCUGUCGCCUGGUGCCUGAGAAACGAGGGGGUGAGCUCCGUCCUUUUAGGAUCCUCCAACCCAGAGCAGCUGAUAGAAAACCUUGGAGCCAUACAGGUCCUUCCAAAGAUGACAUCCCAUAUUGUAAACGAAAUAGAUAAUAUUCUGGGAAAUAAGCCCUACAGCAAGAAGGACUACAGAUCAUAAUGCAAUGCAUGAAUUACCUGGACUGCAUGGUUUAAAUCGUGCUCUGUACAGAAGUACAGCCCCGAGUUAAUAUCCGGUCAUGAGAAUCAUUCAGCAGCUUGCUGCUCGGUGUCUACUGUCACUGGGUCCUUCAAGAUGUGUGCUGUUGCUACUAAUCUGCAGUGAAAUUUAAAAGCACAGUUGAUCUCUCUUUUAAACAAGAAUAAUCUUGUAUUUUCUUACCUUCAACUGAAUUCAUUAAUUUUUACUUUACUCUUAGCACCUCAUGCUUGUGCUGUGAAAAACACAUGUAAAGCAAAAAAUAAUUUCUAACCUUCAGGUACUUGGUAACUAAAGAAGGAUGUACAGAUCUAUUUUUUCAAUGAAGAAAAGCCAGAUACAACUUAAGGUUUUAAUAAAACCCCAUUUGGGAAAUCUCAACUAUAGCGUUUCUUCAGGUUAACAGAAAGAAGGGGCAAGCUCAAUUUUCCUUUUUUAUGCUGAAUAUAUGCUUCAGAUUUUGUUUGCAGUUGAAUAAGAGGCUUAGUUAGAAAUCAGAUAGCUCAGCUCUUAACUAUACAAUUAUUUCAGCUGCAGUGUGCUCCUGGGAAGUAUUUCUGAGUACAAGCCAGAAGAGCACAGUUGGAAAACCCAAAUACGCAUGUCAGGGUAAUAAAAACCAAUGGCUGUUUACAAAAAUUCUAAUUCUACAUAAACCAGGAAAGCCAUGAAUAAAACAUUGGGGUUUCCAUCUAUAGAAAUCUGCCUCUACUGCUGCCUGCUCAUAGACAGAGCUAUUGCAAAUCUCAGUAUUCCUGAGCUGCUAAGGAUGUAGAUACUUAUAUAUAAUAUUUAGCUGCUGAAAAAUACCAGAAAAUAAUCAGGUACGUAUUUUGGUGGAAGGUCACAUUUGCUUUAACUUGUUCUGGAUUUGGACAUAAGUAAAUGCUCAGUAUUUUUAAAACACAUUUUAAGCAGGUAGGGUUUUUUUUGUGAGCACUUCAUCCCUUUACAGCAGUUGAUAGAAAGCACAUCUAUGUGUUAAUUUGCCCAUCUCAAGAACCGUGUCAUGUUUUUGCUUUGUAAAACGCACCUAUGAUUUUAGUAAACAUUUCUUACUGGUACUGAACGUAUACUUGGGCCUGUGCUUCCCAGGAGCACAGCUCUGCGCUGUAUUUAUAGGAUUCUUGUAUCCAGUCCUCUCAACUCCAGAACAUCUGCAGAGCGUUCAGUGGGCCACAUUAAGAGAUACCAACACUUGAGUUGUCUUCUCCUGUAUUUAAUCCAACGACCUAUGGUAUGUGUAAAUGAACUUAGCUGCUGUAUAUUCAGAACUGCAGUCUGACUUUGACUUCUGCUUGGAGACAAUAAAAGCAUUUCGUGCAUCUGAUUUUAUACUUACAGACCUGUUACUAACAGUGAGACUGAUUUUGAAACAGCAAAGGUUUACGUUGAAGAUGGGUGAGUAUUGUUCCACGAGAGAACACUGAUCUUCAGCUGUACCCAUGUCGGUAAGGACCAGCGGAGUGGGUACAGCUGAGGAGCGAAGGGUGGGCUGGGCUGGCUGCGUAUCUCGGAGCAGGUACCUUCAGAAAUGAGCAUCCUAAGGCAGACAAUAGUCGUAUACAACAUUUCAGCUCAAAAUAAACCACCCUCCUGCAGCCCAGCUGCUGGUGGAGCUCAGCUAGCCAAGGGCAGCCUGUCGCUGCAGCACUGCUCACCCGGCAUCGCCUCCACAGGCCUGCACAGCUUUGCAGUGUAAGUGGUGCAAAUUAAAUAUUUAAGUACUUAAUCUGCCUCACGAGCAGCACAAAGGCUUUUUGAUCAUUACACAGUUAACAGCUUUAUUAUUUUAAUAGCAUUUUUUUUUUGCAGUAGCAGACUAGUUCCUUUUCUUACCUCUGGAGGUACAAUUUAAGGUUCUCACUUCCCCAUCUCUGAUACGUGGGAAUCCAACAAUGUAUUACAAAAUACAUUAAUUGCCAACCUUUUUUUUUUUUCUUUUAAUUGAAAAUCAGACGGCAUUAUUUAGAGCAAAAGCUUAAACAUUAGUUUGCCUAACGCCCUGAGGGCAAUCAGAUGCCAAGCAGCAGCUUAGCUUUAAGCUAAGCUUUAAGAAACUGGGUCCAGCUUCCAGCAGGGAGAGCAAGGGGUAAAAAUGAACAGCAAACCAACCUCAAAAGCAAGCAAAAAUCAAAAGCCAAUUCCAAGCACUUUUCUGUGAAGAAGUCCACAGAAAAGAUUAGGCUUGCUGUAGAAAACCAACCAACCAACCAACCUACUUGCUUUUGUUUCUGGCUGUCAGUGCUGCAAAGCUCUCUCUGCAGAAAAAUUCUGACACGCGCUAUGCUGCAGGCCUUGGCAGCUGUCAAUAUCAAAACCUAAGGUACGAUGAAAAGCUGUUAAUAAAAGACUCAACGAACUGAGAGUAAUAGCAGAACAAAGUGCUGCUUCACAUUGCUUUUCUCCAGACAGCAGAUUUCCUGAAAAAAUAUGUCUGCUGCCUCCUAAAACACCCGGUAGGGCUGUCUUAUGCCUGCCAGCACUGACAACUAAAAUCAGUAUAUUAUUAGAGCUGUCUGUUCAUGUGCCCGAAUUUAAGUACUGUGCACUUCUGCUACACAGUUUGAUCACUUUUGAAUCACGCUUGAUUCUGACCAUUUGUAGAAGUUAGAAGUUCUACAUGUGGUAAAUACUUAGACAGAAACACCUACUGCUUAUUUCCUUUAUAAUAAAUGAUGGGCCAAGGAAAGCAAAAUGAUGCAAGGCAGGCACCGACAAUAUGCAAAGUCUCCUUUCAGCAGCAAAUAAGCAGGCAGAAGCAAUAAAGAAAAAAUCAUAAAUUUUGAGGGAAACAAGCUCAUUGGAAGAGUGUUAAAUGACUGACUAGGGAGUUAAUUUCUAAAGUGCACCAAACCCACUGGAAUUUUCCCAAUGUUAGCACAUAAAUUGCGUUACCUUGACUGGGAAGCAAACUAAAAGUCAAUUAUGCAGUGGAGAGCCGAGACUGAAGCUGAGAUCGAAUGCUGAAGAGAGAAGUAUUACAACAGUCAGCAGGCACUGGGUAAUCUGGGAAUAGUUUUGUGAGACUGUCUUGCUUUUACACUUGUCAGAAAGAGAAAUCACAAACUCGGCAUACUAAGGCAAGCCAACACACGGCUUCCCGCACUUAGAACCCUCAUUUUGCUAUAUAUUACAUAAAUAUGAAUCUUACUGAAGGAAAGAUCAGCAAAGUAAUUGUGACAUGAAAUCCGAUUAUAAGCUUCCUCUGUCUUCCCAGUUCAGGAUUUUAAGUCUGUAAUGGCUAUAUCUGUAACUUCUACAAUAGAAUUCCAUUAAUAGUAGAGGAGUUUAGCAUUUAACAGAACAGCUGCUUUACUGAUAGCAUGUAAAAAAGGCAAAGGAUUGCCUGAUAAACCCAUUAUAAAGAGCCAGCUAAACCAUUUUUGUUAAGCUAUGCUAAGAAAACUGGCUGGGUUUUUUUCUAUUUAUGACUUUAGAGAUGAAAAAAAAAUUACAUUCAAAUCCCUUCAAAAGCAUUUUUCUAGCAGAUUUAGGCUUUGUUCUGACUCCAAGUUACUUAAAAAUGAGGAAUAUUUCCAAUUAAAACAGUACAUAUGCUAACUUGUAGAAGACUUCUCUCUCCUGGAAGCAAGAAUUGUUGACAAACCAGUACUCACUGCUGGCCCAUGAAAAUACCUAUUUUAAGAAAGGCACUACAAGGAACUAAAUGACAAAAAACCCCUCGCUUUUAUUAAAACUUCUCAAGUUACAAUGAUAAAUGGUGGAUUGUCACUUUUUAUGACCAACAAGUUUGGCUCAGUCACUGAAUUUACCCAGGAAUGCUGUUAGAGGUUUUAAGCGCAGCUGUUUGUGCGGCUGUGUAGCAGUUCCUCGCUGUGCACUUGUCUAACAGCACAUAGUACCGUCACACCUGUGAAAAGCUUCUGCAAGAUUAUGUCUGGUAACUGCUCACACACCACUGCCUUCCACUGCCAAGUAAAAAAAUCAAUUAAUUCACGUAAAGAUACCAAAAGUAAAUAUAAUUCACUCAUUUUGGAUGCACACCCUCCCCCCUAUACCCUCAAGCAGUCAUGCCAUAAAAGAACAUAUUCCUAUUCCAUCCUUAAACUUCUGUACGGCAGUUGAACCCUCUCACAGCAAUAAAUGGGUGUAGGAUUUUUUUUUGUCUACUUGGAUCCUGUAGAUAGCAGAGCAAUCAGUCCAGAGGAGGCACUGAUAGACAGAA